Messenger RNA from Equus quagga, 571 nucleotides. RefSeq names its product C-C motif chemokine ligand 19 (gene CCL19). Gene Ontology annotation, molecular function: CCR chemokine receptor binding; chemokine activity. The annotation marks the transcript as partial. Gene Ontology annotation, biological process: cellular response to type II interferon; monocyte chemotaxis; immune response. Gene Ontology annotation, cellular component: extracellular region. The transcript is spliced from 3 exons. NCBI's taxonomy places the organism in Eukaryota, Metazoa, Chordata, Mammalia, Perissodactyla, Equidae. The record is from RefSeq and is a predicted model, not a curated record.
CUGCCUCCACACACACACACAGGCGUCCUUAAUCCCAUCUAGGGGCCUGGCUUCCCCUCCUCAGAGUCCCCGUGCCCUGACACUACUUUCUUUCCCAGCUCUGGGUGGUGCCAACGAUGCUGAAGACUGCUGCCUGACUGUGAACCAGCGCCCCAUCCCUGGGAACAUCGUGCGAGCCUUUCGCUACCUCCUCCUCAAGGAUGGCUGCAGAGUGCCUGUCGUUGUGUUCACCACAGUGAGAGGUCACCAGCUCUGUGCCCCCCUAGUCCAGCCCUGGGUGGAGCACAUCAUCCGGAAACUGCAGAAGAACUCUGUAAAGAGCAAGCGCCACAGCAGUUAGCCCAUGACAGUCCCGGAGGAGGCCCUGUGUCUGAGUGAAAGGAUGUGAAUCACUGUGACCCCGGGGAAGCCAGGACCAGAAGGAGCUAUCAGGCCUCCAGCUCCCCUGCACCAGACCUGACCCAGCUGGGUUGUCAGUGUGAGUGCGAGUGAGAGUGAGGAGGUGAGGGGCAGGAGCACAGCUCCUCCUCGCCCAGACUGCAGUGCUUCCAAUAAAGGCCACUGGCACCCA